Gorilla gorilla gorilla (western lowland gorilla) is the source of this 2015-nucleotide messenger RNA. RefSeq names its product dicarbonyl and L-xylulose reductase (gene DCXR). The record is from RefSeq and is a predicted model, not a curated record. The transcript has 8 exons. Lineage: Eukaryota; Metazoa; Chordata; Mammalia; Primates; Hominidae. Gene Ontology annotation, biological process: xylulose metabolic process; glucose metabolic process. Bases 41 to 682 code for a protein of 213 amino acids. Gene Ontology annotation, molecular function: carbonyl reductase (NADPH) activity; L-xylulose reductase (NADPH) activity.
GUUCCGCAGCGCCAGUGCGGAGGGCGGAGACUGUGCCGACAUGGAGCUGGGCCUCGCGGGCCGCCGGGUGCUGGUCACCGGGGCAGGCAAAGGUAUAGGGCGCGGCACGGUCCAGGCGCUGCACGCGACGGGCGCGCGGGUGGUGGCUGUGAGCCGGACCCAGGCGGAUCUUGACAGCCUUGUCCGCGAGUGCCCGGGGAUAGAACCCGUGUGCGUGGACCUGGGUGACUGGGAGGCCACCGAGCGAGCGCUGGGCAGCGUGGGCCCCGUGGACCUGCUGGUGAACAACGCCGCUGUCGCCCUGCUGCAGCCCUUCCUGGAGGUCACCAAGGAGGCCUUUGACAGAUCCUUUGAGGUGAACCUGCGUGCGGUCAUCCAGGUGUCACAGAUUGUGGCCAGGGGCUUAAUAGCCCGGGGAGUCCCAGGGGCCAUUGUGAAUGUCUCCAGCCAGGGCUCCCAGCGGGCAGUAACUAACCAUAGCGUCUACUGCUCCACCAAGGGUGCCCUGGACAUGCUGACCAAGGUGAUGGCCCUAGAGCUCGGGCCCCACAAGAUCCGAGUGAAUGCAGUAAACCCCACAGUGGUGAUGACGCCCAUGGGCCAGGCCGCCUGGAGUGACCCCUACAAGGCCAAGACUAUGCUGGACCGAAUCCCACUUGGCAAGUUUGCUGCUAAUGAGUAAGACAAAAGGGAAACGAGGAGGACGUCAAGCUUCUGCACUUCGUCGGUGAUCUGAGCCACUUUGUUGAAUCAGAUGAUGGUUUUCGGAAACUAGAAGAGCGUUUCCUCAGCUUGUGCUAUUCACAAUGUCAUGAGCACAGACACAGCAGCCUGAAGUCUAAUCCGCAUUUUAUCAUCUCAAGUCUAGACAAGUAACCGUAAGUCAAGCCUCCUCCCACCGCAGCUGACUUCAAGCUGCCGGUUAGAUGUCGCUUAACGUGGAGCUGGAGGAGAUGCCCUCGGCACCCUGUUAUGUGGUGUUUGUGUCCAUAGGCCCCACAGAUGUACAUCACCGAGGGGCAGAGAAAACAGUCGUGUAUGCGGAAAUAACUAGGAAGUGACGUUUGCCGAUUUUGCUUUUAAUAACAAAUUGUAAGCUUCUAUAAUUUAAUUGUUAAUGAUCGUUAACAACUGGCUAGCAAAAUUGUUGAGAAUUCAGCAGUUGGCCUUCCUGAGCCAGUAGGAGCUGCCCCCACACAGCACAAGGCGGAAGCAGACAGUGGCCCUCAUGGCACCCUCUGAUCCUGAGUGACUCCAAUCCCGGGACCAUGGCUCCCUCCAAUCCCGAGUGACUCCAAUCCCGGAACCUCAUGGCACCUUCCAAUCCCGAGUGACUCCAAUCCCGGGACCUCAUGGCACCUUCCAAUCCCGAGUGACUCCAAUCCCGGGACCUCAUGGCACCCUCCAAUCCCGAGUGACUCCAAUCCCGGGACCAUGGCUCCCUCCAAUCCCGGAACCUCAUGGCACCCUCCAAUCCCGAGUGACUCCAAUCCCGGGACCUCAUGGCACCCUCCAAUCCCGAGUGACUCCAAUCCCGGGACCUCAUGGCACCCUCCAAUCCCGAGUGACUCCAAUCCCGGGACCUCAUGGCACCCUCCAAUCCCGAGUGACUCCAAUCCCGGGGCCAUGGCUCCGGGCCCACUGUUUCUGGCUUCAGCGUCAGCGGACUGUGCUGGGUCACUGCUCUGUUCACUCUCCACAGCACACCCCGACCCCCGCGCCCUCCUCCACCCUGCCCCUCUGCCUGGAUUGCCCUUACUCCCAGUGCCAGCCAGAGGAGCUGAGGGAUGGGAGGAGGCUGCCUCGGCUCCCAUGAGGCUCAGAGAGGCCUGACCUGCUUCAGCCUCUUUUCAGACCGUCCCCGUCAGCACAACAGACGCUGCCUGAGAACCGGCCCGCCUCUCCCCGCCCCUCCCCGCCAUGUGCCCUCCCAGAGGCGCAAAUCAGCCUGAGGGAGGCCUUGUACACAGCCAAGUAAUCAUCCCUAGGGCUCAAUGCACUAGCUAUUGCUUUGA